CAACGCUUUGAUCUCCCCAUAUGUUUCGGGACUACUUGGCUACGAGCGACUUGGUCUCCCACUUUAGCGCCAGCGCUCGAUCUUAUUAGUGUACCUCUGUACCCCGGUUACGCUCGCUCGCGGUUAUUAUCUUUCGAUGGAGGUGAAGGCGGCAGGCAAGUCGCAACGCAAGCGGCUGCAGCGGCAGCUGGAGUUUUAUAUGAGCGAGAGCAACCUCCGCCAGGACAAGUUCCUGCAGCAGACCAUGGACGAAGAGGGCUUUAUUCCCGUGCGCGUGUUCCUGUCCUUCAACAAAUUAAAGUCUCUCAAUGCAACGGAGCGCAUGAUACUGGAUGAGGCCGAAAAGUCGUCGACGAUUCGAGUUGAUCGCGCGAGCUGCUGCAUCGCUCCGAAGGUUGUGCCGGUAGCUGGCCAGGAUCUCCAAGCUGACGCCCGCACUAUCUACAUCGACAGCUUCAGUGCGACAGAUGACCACGAUUCGCUACGGCGAACCUUCGCCAAGUUCGGCAAGGUAAACCUGGUGAGUCUGCCCAGAUUCCCCCAGAGCAAGAAGUUCAAAGGGUUUGGCUUUGUGGAAUUCUCCGAUCAAAGUGCUGCCAACAACGCUUCUGCCAAGUCCUCGGAUGCUGAUCUGCGCGGAAUUCGUGUCAUGAGCAAGACGCGAUGGAUCCAGAUGAAGGAACAGUUGAAGCGGCAGCUGUCCUGUCCAGACGGAGACUUAGCAACAGGCAAUGAUAUUGACAAGGUAGACAGCGCUAGCACGCCAGAUAACUCCUCUACUUGCGAUGUAAUGAGUAAUGCCGCUGGAAAGAAGAAAAAGAGGCGCCGAAAACGAGCGGUGGGCGGUGGUCAUCUUCACUUCGGCGAUGACGAAGGGGGAGAGGAAGGAGCUUCUGGUAGUGAAGACAACCGUGAAGCGACAAAAAAGCAAAAAACAUGAAGUGUGAAAAUCACCUUCAUUAAAUGCGGUAUGUAGCGGGAUCAACAUGCUCGAGGUCGUACAGGUGAGCGAUCUUCUUCAUCAUUUCUUUUCGGCUCUUGCUUGUGGCGUUGUCAAACAAAAGAUCGUAGAGCGAGCUGAGAUUGAACACAACCACGCCGUUGAGGAACCGCUUUGGGUUUGACCUGAU
Messenger RNA from Phytophthora nicotianae INRA-310, 1130 nucleotides. RefSeq lists its product as hypothetical. Gene Ontology annotation, biological process: mRNA splicing, via spliceosome. The record is from RefSeq and is a predicted model, not a curated record. The transcript is spliced from 3 exons. Gene Ontology annotation, molecular function: mRNA binding. Bases 137 to 940 code for a protein of 267 amino acids. Gene Ontology annotation, cellular component: U2 snRNP; precatalytic spliceosome; catalytic step 2 spliceosome. Lineage: Eukaryota; Oomycota; Peronosporomycetes; Peronosporales; Peronosporaceae.